Molecule: messenger RNA, 954 nt
Organism: Truncatella angustata
Lineage: Eukaryota; Fungi; Ascomycota; Sordariomycetes; Amphisphaeriales; Sporocadaceae
Exons: 3
Coding region: 1-954 (317 amino acids)
Biological process (GO): S-adenosylmethionine biosynthetic process
Cellular component (GO): methionine adenosyltransferase complex
Molecular function (GO): methionine adenosyltransferase regulator activity
Source: RefSeq, a predicted model, not a curated record
AUGUCUGGCAAAACGGUUUUAGUCACUGGUGCCACCGGCUUGCUUGGCAGGCAGGUCGUAAGAGCUUUCGAGAGGAAAGAUUGGACGGUCAAAGGUACGGGCUUCUCGAGGGCCGAUGGCACAUCUAUUCUGAAGAUCGACCUGGGGAGUGCUUCCGAUAUUGAGAAGACCUUGGAGACAGUCAGACCCCAAGCAGUUGUGCACUGUGCAGCCAACCGAUUCCCCGACAAAUGCGACAAUGACCCUGAAGGCACUCGAGCAUUGAAUGUCGCCGCUUCCCAGUCUCUCGCGAGCUUAUGUGCGGCCAGGGACAUCUUCCUCAUCUACAUCUCGACAGACUAUGUCUUCCCAGGGAAACCUGGCGAUGCGCCGUACGAAAGCGACGCCCAUCCGGCACCAACGAACCUGUAUGGACAGACAAAACUCGAUGGUGAACAUGCAGUUCUUGAGGAAUACAGCAAGGCUGGAAAGCCGGGUCUGGGAGUUGUCCUGAGGGUACCUGUGCUCUAUGGCGAUGCUGAGACCCCUGCCGAAAGCGCAGUAAACGUUCUCAUGGACACAGUCUGGAAGGCACAAGACGAUAGCGCAAAGGUUAAGAUGGACCAUUGGGCGCUGCGAUAUCCUACAAACACAGAAGAUGUCGGGCGGGUAUGUCAUGAUGUUUCGGCAAAGUAUCUGGAAUCUGCAGAGAGGUCAUCCUUACCUCAAGUCCUGCAGUUCUCAUCAGAAGACAAGAUGACCAAGUACGAAAUAUGUCAGCACUUUGGCGAGAUCAUGGGCCUCCCAAUCUCGGGCAUUGAAGCCAACACGGAGGGCAAUGAUCCCAACGCUAGCGUCCAAAGACCUUACGACUGCCACCUCAGUACAAAAGCUUUGAAGGACCUCGGAAUUGAUGUUUCAACUCAAGAUUUCAUUGGUUGGUGGAGGUGGUCGGUACGAGCUUUCAGGAAAUGA